ACACUCUCACUUUCACUCGCUCUCUAGCCUCUCUCUAGACCCCUGCUUCUGCACUCGUGCACUCCGCGCACUCGUGCCCUCGUGAUCAUCACGCUCAAACGCCCCCCCCAACCUUCGCCCUCAAUCUCCCAUCCAUCACGCUUCCCAGUUCAAACAUUCAUCAGCAGCACGCACGCCGUCACAACGUAAACAUACGCAUCAUUCCGUCGCGUGCGUUCAUAACGUUCCACAGUCAACCCAAUCUAUCACCUAUCAACCACUCUCCCCACCCCUAUCUCAUAUGAACACACGCUCUCAACAACAUGCCGCACCCCGUUAACGUUCCUCCGCCACUGUCUUCCUCGGUCUCCGAUGUCGACCUCUUCCGCGCCAUUGAGACAAUCAUGGGUCCAGAAAGCACCAUCUGGGCCACCGACGUCCCUGACUUGUUCAGCAAGAUCCGCCAAGACCAGCACGGAUUCGCCGUGCUGAACGACUCGCAGCUAAGACAACUUCGCGACGUCGUGAGCUCGGACAAGUACUCGACGAUGGCAUUGUCCUGCGAGGAAGUGUUCCAGAUGCUCAAGCACCUCCGCGGACAUUCAUCGACUCCGCCACCAUCUGCUGACGUUGCUACGCCGACGGCUUCCAAGACCCAACGACGUAGAUCGGCUAGAAUCAGGUCAUCAUCGGAUUCGUCGUCGACUGAUGAGGACGACGAACAGACGCCAUCGCGCUUGUCGUCAUCCGCAACGGUCAAGCGCGCGGUUCCCCGCAGAUCAUUCCCUGACGAGUCGUCAACCUACAUGCUUCCUUCAACAAUUGCGACCUCGCCGGAAGGCGCCCUCCCACCCCGCGUGAAGAAGUUGUCCGAUGCGUCCAACAAGUUUGAGCAGCGCAGUCGAGACGACCCACCAAGCUCCUACAUGCCUCUGGGCAGGCGACCGCUGCCUCAGAGUCGUCGAAGCUCGGCCCAGUUCAGUGCCAGUGCGCGGAGCGACGAUGGCCAUGCGCCGUCCGACUACACGUACACGUACAAAACCCAUGGCCGCAGCGUUAGCAGUGCCAGUGUAGUGUCACCGUCCUCAGCACGCUCUGCUGGCGCGGCGUCGCCAAUAUCAGCAAGCGGAGAUGGCUACGCUUCUGAUGACGAGGACCGGUGGAGGAGUAACAGCGCGUCCGUGGAGAGUGCCCUGGACAAGAUCAGAGACGCAGAGGAAGUGCAGCGGCUGAAGGAGGUUGUGGCAGAACUCAAGAAUCGAAUCAAGUCUCUCGAGCACGAGCGCGAGCUUGCACAACAGACGCAUGAGGACAUGGUGGCCGAUAUCGAGACCCGGGCGGAGAAUGAGAGGCAAGAACACGAUAGCCGUGCCAAGGACCAGAUGGCGCGCACAGAACAGAAGUACCGGACCGAGAUUGAGGCCAAGGAGCAAGAGAUUACCGAGAUCAACGAGGCGCUCGAUACCCUCUCUGCCAAGCUCGCCGACGUACAAGCCGCUCUCGAAAGCGAAAGGAACCGUACGGCGGAGUUACGAGACACGGUAGAAGACCGCGAAAAGGAUGUGGCGCAUUUGCGCAUGGAGCUGGAGAUGUGGGGAGAUCAGAAGCAACAAGUCGAGGACGAACUGGGCAGGCAGAAUGCUCAUGCUGCCGAGUUACAAGAGCGACUGGACGCAGCGCGUGAUCUUGAAGGACGACUGGCGGCGAAGAAGGCAGAGGUCGACAUGCUCAAGUCGACGGUCCUAGACAUGGAUAAACAACUAUCGGACCUCAAAGGCGGAAACGGAUAUGGCGGAGGCGGGAUUGCCUCAGCUGGGCCCGCCACAUUAACUCGCAACGGUGGCAACCAGCUCAGUACCGAGCUCCAGACCGGUGAUGGGCCCCAAGGGCAGAAGACUGUGUUCGUCGAAACUGUUGUAACGCGGACUAUUCGAGAAGGCGAUGGCUCAACCAUGUCGACAUACAAGAAUGUGGCUACAGGGACCGAGCCCAUCGAUAUUCUCAAUGAUCCCGACUUUGAGGAGGAGCGCGAAAUUCUACGCCGCCAAGGAGCUGCCAACGCUGAGCCCGACGGAGCAAGGACUCCGGUCCAGCCCCGCGCAACUCUGGCGGAGGAGGCGUUACGCUCUCCGCCAGCGUACUCUGCCGCCCCUGGCCCACUGGAUGCCGAUGCGCUCGUUAAACACAUGCAUCCUCCAGUCCCUAGGGGGACCGUACGGCACAACGAGGAUCUCCAGAAAGCCUACGACCUCGUGUCCAAGGCCACCGGCAAGCGGUGCCACGUUAUUGAGGAAGAACUGGAAGCCGACGACAUAAUGCGAGACAAACAUGAUGGGUACGAGGCCAAGCCGAGCAUGGUCGGGCGGGUGUUCAACUGGGCAUCUGCUAUUGGGCUAGCGCAUUUUGGCGGCCUAAUUAUUCUUACCGUACUCGCCACGCAAGCACUAGGACCACCACAGCGCGAUCCGUACGACUCGUUUGCGUACAACGGCUACGUGUCGUGGUUUGACCACACGGCGGCGAUGGCGCGGGCGGGGCGUGUACCAACCUAGGCGAUGAUCGACUGGACGACUUGUAUGACGUCCUCAUGACUGAACGACACGG
Cutaneotrichosporon oleaginosum is the source of this 2583-nucleotide messenger RNA. RefSeq lists its product as uncharacterized. The record is from RefSeq and is a predicted model, not a curated record. NCBI's taxonomy places the organism in Eukaryota, Fungi, Basidiomycota, Tremellomycetes, Trichosporonales, Trichosporonaceae.